AUCCUUCUUCUUCUUCAUUCUAUAAAAGUCUCUCUCUGGGCUUAUGUAUAUUUCGGCUUUCCGUUCUCUCUCCUCCUGCUAAUAGGAAUGUUAAGUUUGAUGGUGAUUUCUUCUGUUCGUUAGGUGGCAUUGAUAAUAGAGUGUAAAACUGGAUCAGUUAAGCACUACAUGGAUGUGUAAUCAUCGGUUUGGUUUGCAUUGUAAAGUCCAGCUUGUGCCAAACUGUGUUCUGGAACGGUCUGCCGCUUGAAAGGCUGUUCUUGAAGGGUCUUCGAGAAAUAGAGGACCCUUCAGGCUGGAUUUUUGGUUUGGUUUGAAGCGGUUAGUCACAGUAAGAUAAGUUUUGUGGUAUAGGCGGUGGGUAUAACUGUUGUCGGUUUGCUGAACAUGCCAGCUGUACAAAAGCUUUAUAAUGCUUGUAAAGCAUCACUUUCACCUAAUGGACCGGUUUCAGAAGAUGCUCUCGAGAAAGUCCAUUCCCUAUUGGCAGUCUUUAUUCAACGUUUGGCUUGUUCAGUAUUUGAUCAUGGAGAUAAAAUCAAGCCCUCUGAUGUGGGUCUUGAGCAAGAAGCACAACUUGUACGGAGUUGGAAUGGUACUCUGCAUGAGAGCAAUGGGGUACUACAGCCACCGCCACCAAUCAAAUACCUGCACUUACAUGAAUGUGACAGCUUCUCUAUGGGUAUAUUUUGCAUGCCACCUUCCUCUAUCAUACCUCUACACAAUCACCCUGGGAUGACUGUUUUAAGUAAGCUGGUAUAUGGUUCCUUUCACGUGAAAGCCUAUGAUUGGAUCAAUGUUCCAGGUCCUUUGGUUCCAUUGGAAGGUGCAAGACCGGCAAAGCUUGUUAAAGACUGUGACAUGACAGCUCCAUGUGGGACAACUACUCUGUAUCCGACUUCUGGAGGCAACAUCCAUUGUUUCAAAGCCAUAACUCCUUGUGCUAUUUUUGACAUCCUUUCUCCACCUUACUCUUCUGAGGAUGGACGGCAUUGCACUUACUUCCGGAGGUCUCCAGUAGUCGAUCUACCAGGUGAGCUGGAGGUGGAUGGAGUGACAUUCUCAGAUGUGACUUGGUUGGAAGAGUUUCAACUCCCCGAUGACUUUGUGAUCCUUAGAGGGCAAUACAAGGGCCGUGUCAUCAAAACUUGACAUGUUCCAAUUUUUUUGUUUCUGUCCAACUUUUACAAUGCAUUCAGGUGAAAGAGUAAUGUGUCAACCGCCGGUCUGAAAAUAAUGAUGAUAAUUUUAUAUUGGCGAGAAAAUUGGGGCAUUUGAGAUGUCCAUAUAAUUAUAUACCAUAUACUAAUUUACUGACCUCACCUUAAAUUAGUGAAAACGAUUUGUUAGACAAAGUAUAAACCAAGUUUUGAUCGAUUAAAAACCAGCUCUCUUUGUGCCUGCUGUUUUUGCCUCAUGUGGAUCAUGUAGUCCUAUAUGGUUUGUUGAUAUAUAUAUUUAAUUCUUUUUCAGA
Molecule: messenger RNA, 1474 nt
Organism: Solanum dulcamara
Lineage: Eukaryota; Viridiplantae; Streptophyta; Magnoliopsida; Solanales; Solanaceae
Product: plant cysteine oxidase 4-like
Exons: 7
Coding region: 388-1152 (254 amino acids)
Molecular function (GO): oxidoreductase activity, acting on single donors with incorporation of molecular oxygen, incorporation of two atoms of oxygen
Source: RefSeq, a predicted model, not a curated record